Pistacia vera is the source of this 2221-nucleotide messenger RNA. Its product is annotated as LEAF RUST 10 DISEASE-RESISTANCE LOCUS RECEPTOR-LIKE PROTEIN KINASE-like 2.4. Gene Ontology annotation, biological process: protein phosphorylation. Gene Ontology annotation, molecular function: ATP binding; polysaccharide binding; protein kinase activity. Bases 350 to 2221 code for a protein of 623 amino acids. The record is from RefSeq and is a predicted model, not a curated record. Lineage: Eukaryota; Viridiplantae; Streptophyta; Magnoliopsida; Sapindales; Anacardiaceae. The transcript is spliced from 4 exons.
CAACAAAUGUUUAAAGGUCACCAAAAAGGUGAAAUUAUAUCCUUGCCCCUUAAACUAUAACAGUUUGCUAACAGAGUUAGUGUUAAGAGUAAGAUUGAUUAAUUUCUGAAACAUUAGGUUUAGGGGCCAGCCUAAUUGAAAGUGUAAUAAUCUCUAUGCGAUCAUUUCCGAAACAUUAGAGGUGUUAAGUGAUUUUCUCUCGGUAUUAAAUUUAAUUACAUGUUGAAUUGUCCCUUUUACCGUUUGUUAAAUUCUACGAGGGGAUUUUGUCAUUUCAUCUGUAGGAGAGCAGAUGUGAAGCCUGAAAAUCUGGUUGGCACUUGGCAGCUUAUUAGUCGACAAUUGACCAAUGCGCGUCAAUGGUAUUAUGGUCUUGACGAGAUGUGGAAACUUCGCAGCCGGUUAUCCUUUCUGGGGAGGUGACCGACCUAGUGGUUGUGGCCAUCCUGACCUGCAGCUCUAUUGUGGUUGUGAUGGUAUUAGGGAAAGGAUUGAUUACUAUUACAGCAGCGGAGACGUGAUACACAAUUAUUGUUCAACUGAUAGACCUACCAUGGUGAUCAAUGCUGUAGUCUACAGUAUUUUAAAUAUUGACGAGAAAGCCCAAAUUCUCAAGAUUUCAAGAGUGGACUACCUGGACCGAAUUUGCUCACCUGUAUAUCCCAACAGCACUAUCAAGUCUACACUUCUUAAUUAUGAUCCUGGGUAUGAGCUGCUUACUUUAUCUUACAAUUGCCAAGGAUAUGCAUCUUCUCCGGCAGUACACUUCUCUUGCUCUGAAAAUAAUAGUUAUAGUUAUGACAAUGUAUCCAUAGCAGAAGGGCUUGCCCCUACUCUGGAGGGAUGCGAGACCUUUAACACGGUUCCAGUUUCUAGGAGUUUACAUUCAACAAUGAUAGGAAAUUUGUCGGUUUUGGAAGAAGCCAUAAGAGAAGGAUUUCAGGUGAAAUGGACCGUGAGCGGCAUCGCAUGUGAGGAAUGCAAAUCUAAUGGAAGUUGUGGUUACGAUCUUCAGUUCAAUAAGGCAUUUUGCUACUGCCCAAAUGGACUAUCCUUCACAUCAUGUUCUACCCCAAAAGAGCCUUCACCUUCAUCAGGCGUUGCAGCUUGCGCAGUUGGAAUACUGAUAAUCCUCUCUAUAUUUCUCAUGAGUGGCCGCCUUCGACGAAAGCUUAGAUUAGAUAAGGUUGUCUUCUUCUGGAAGGAUAAAACAGAGAACGAUGAAAACAUAGAGGCCAUUGUUAGAAAUUACGGAUCUCUUGCUCCGAAAAGAUAUAAUUUUUCCGAUAUUAAAAAUAUGACGAAAUCAUUCAGCAAUAAACUUGGUCAAGGUGGCUAUGGCGAUGUUUACAAAGGAAUUUUACCGGAUGGUCCUCUUGUAGCUGUCAAGGUCUUGAAGGAAUCUAAGGGUAACGGAGAGGAAUUUAUGAAUGAGGUGGCUAAUAUUAGCAGAACAUCCCAUGUAAAUAUAGUCGCUCUUCUUGGAUUUUGUUGCGAGAGAAAUAAAAAAGCUCUCAUUUAUGAAUUCAUGCCUAACGGGUCUUUAGAUAAGUUCAUAUAUGAUCAAGAAUCUUCAAGUAUGAACCAAAAAUUGGAAUGGAAGACAAAGUUUCAAAUUGCAGUGGGAAUUGCAAGAGGACUAGAGUAUUUACACAGAGGUUGUAGCAUCAGGAUUGUACAUUUUGACAUAAGACCUCAAAAUAUUCUUUUGAAUGAAGACUUUUGCCCAAAGAUAUCUGAUUUUGGGCUUGCUAAACAAUCCAAAAAUAAAGAAAGUACCAUAUCAAUGUUGGAUGCAAGAGGAACUAUUGUCUAUAGUUAUGGAAUGAUGAUUCUUGAAAUGGUGGGAGGAAGAAAGAAUAAUGAUGUUACAGCAUCUCGCACCGAUGAAAUAUAUUCUCCACAUUGGUUAUUCAAGCACCUUGAACCAGGCAAAGAAGAGGACCUUAAACUUCAUGGGGUUGUUACUGAAGAGGAAGAAGAGAUGGCAAAGAAGAUGAUCUUCGUAAGCUCGUGGUGCAUUCAAACUUUUCCGUCUGAUAGACCUUCAAUGACUAAGGUUGUGGAAAUGUUGGAAGGUAGCCUAGAAAACUUGCAAAUUCCACCGAAACCUUCAACGUCUUCUCCAACAAUGUCGCCGCCUAAGAAUCUUCCCCUGCAACAUCACCGACAUAAACUUGAAUCACAGGAAGAAAGCAGCGGUAAGCCGGGUGAUAUGUGA